Molecule: messenger RNA, 1942 nt
Organism: Cucurbita maxima (winter squash)
Lineage: Eukaryota; Viridiplantae; Streptophyta; Magnoliopsida; Cucurbitales; Cucurbitaceae
Product: probable anion transporter 4, chloroplastic
Exons: 8
Coding region: 257-1858 (533 amino acids)
Biological process (GO): transmembrane transport
Cellular component (GO): plastid
Molecular function (GO): phosphate transmembrane transporter activity
Source: RefSeq, a predicted model, not a curated record
CUACCUUCAAAGUUCCAAACAAAAAGUUUACGCAUUUCCCCGACGACUCUACCAACCAUGAGGAGCCGUCAGAACACGAAGACAUGAAAAUUCAUUCUUGCCCCUCAAAUAUCUACUUAUUUACAUAAGUUCACCGCAUAACUCUCAAACAUGAGAGGGGUGUUUACGGAAAUUACUGCAAAUACUCGUCCGACUCCGCUCUUAAACUCAAUGUCGUUGCCAGUCGCAGUCGUCAGUGUUGCGUCUCUCGUUAACUAUGUACUCUGCUAUCACUCUCGGCCGGCCACUACGCUGCCGGCGAUUUCCCGGUGACCGGAGUACAAAGCCGAUCAAAAGUGAACCGGCGAAAUUCAAAGUGCCUUCAAGCUCUCUUCAAUUGCCCAAGGGCAAUUGUUCCGGCAGCGUCUCGUCAACGGGUAAUUUUCUCGGUUUUGGACUUCGGAAUGGUUUGUCACUCGUUUCUGGAUUCGUUCUUCGAUCUCGAGCCGGUGUUUCCUCGAACGAUGCUCAGUUCGGUUCGUUUAACGAGGAUAAGGAUGUCGAGGCGCCGAGUCGUUUCGAGUUUAUCACGUCUGAGAGGGUUAAGGUUGUGGCCAUGCUUGCUUUGGCUCUCGCGCUUUGUAAUGCUGAUCGGGUUGUGAUGUCCGUUGCGAUUGUUCCGUUGUCUCUAUCCCAUGGCUGGAGCCGAUCGUUCGCCGGUAUAGUUCAGUCAUCGUUCCUUUGGGGUUAUUUUGUUUCUCCAAUAGCCGGCGGAGCGCUGGUGGACUACUACGGUGGUAAGAUGGUUAUGGCCUGGGGGGUGGCUUUAUGGUCACUGGCCACAUUUCUGACUCCUUGGGCCGCUGAAACUUCGUUAUGGGCACUUCUCGCUAUGCGUGCUUUGCUCGGCGUUGCUGAAGGUGUGGCCCUUCCUUGUAUGAACAACAUGGUUGCUAGAUGGUUUCCUCCAACAGAACGAGCCAGGGCUGUUGGUAUUGCAAUGGCUGGGUUUCAGUUAGGAAGUGCAAUAGGGCUCGUGCUUUCUCCAAUCCUAAUGUCUCGAGCUGGUAUACUUGGACCAUUUGUCAUUUUUGGGUUGUCUGGGUUUUUAUGGGUUCUUGUAUGGUUAUCUGCAAUAUCCAGUACUCCUGAUCAGAAUCCUCAGAUAUCCAAAUAUGAAUUGGAAUAUGUACUAAAAAAGAGGCAAGAACCUUUAGUGGUGGAGAAAGUACCCCGGAAUACUGUUAUUCCUCCAUUUAGGCGGCUACUUUCUAAAAUGCCAACAUGGUCUCUUAUCGUUGCCAAUGCUAUGCAUAGUUGGGGAUUCUUCGUGAUUCUUUCAUGGAUGCCUAUCUACUUCAACUCCGUAUAUCAUGUUGAACUCAGACAAGCAGCGUGGUUUAGUGCUGUUCCGUGGAGUGUGAUGGCAGUGAUGGGAUAUUUUGGUGGAUUGUGGUCAGAUGGGUUAAUACGAAGUGGUACAUCUAUCACUUUGACGCGAAAAAUGAUGCAGUCAAUAGGUUUUAUUGGCCCUGGGAUUGCUCUGAUCGGUCUUACAUCAGCCAGAAGUGCAUCAAUAGCAUCCGCAUGGUUGACUUUGGCAGUUGGGCUGAAAUCUUUCAGCCACUCCGGCUUUCUUGUGAACCUUCAGGAGAUUGCUCCACAAUACUCUGGCGUGCUUCACGGCAUGUCUAAUACUACUGGUACACUUGCUGCUAUUGUGGGAACAGUUGGGGCUGGUUUCUUCGUGGAACUUGUGGGCUCUUUCCAAGGAUUUCUGUUGCUAACCUCUGUUCUGUAUUUCAUGGCUGCGCUUUUCCACAUCCUAUUUUCUACGGGGAAGAGGGUAAAUUUUGAAGAAACUAGUUCUGCAGAGUAACCUCAGUUUCCAGUGAACAAAUUCUUGCUCAUCCGGUGUUUAAGAUUAUGCCAAGUAACUAGUCAUGUUGAAGAGAACGGAGAG